UGCACAUGUUUUUAUAAUACACUCUUUCUUGAUUUCACUUUUCUUUAUUCCUUACUCCUCAUUCUCCAUUAACCUUCAUUCUCGUUUGAAUUUCUAUCCUCUCUUUUAGUGUAACCACCCCUUUGCUUGUCCUCUCUUACAGAAGCUUAUAUAUACCACUCUCUAGAAGCAUAAGCGUAAUACAUACAUGGUCCUUUUUGCCAAAGAAGCAUCCAUUAUUACUUAGCCCUUUUUGCAAACAGUCGCCUGAGUUUGAAAGCUUAUUAUCUAUUUCUAUCGCUCUCAUGGACAUCAACAGUUCAUUCGACAACAGAGCAUCCCCAUUUGGCCACACAGGACCCGACACUGGAUUCGAAUAUCAUCAUCUCACAUCUGGAAGCGACAGAAUACUCGAACCAUGCACAACAGUGGAGGCACAAUCGUCAUUUAUGAUAAGAGAGGAGCAAGAUGAAGCUGGGCAUAUAUCCUAUGAUAAUUCUGAUUCUCCAGCUAUUCCUUCACGUCCAGGAUCCCCUGUCAGCUCACUCAAUUCACCUUCUUCCUCAGAAGUCAUGAAAGCAUUUAUUAGCACACCACCACCAUUACCAGCUUUUACAGACCCCCCUUCACCACCACGACGAGGCUCUUCAAAAAGAAGAGAGUGGCCCUUAUCAUGGGAUUGCUUAUCAGAAGGCAUAGGAGCGGAGAAUAGACCAUCCCACUUUGGUUGUACAUGUCAAGAUCGUUCAAUCUACCCUUCUCAGCCCCAUCUUUCUUAUUCAACUUCUCUUUCACAAACCCAUCAUCAUCACAUUUUUGAAUUUGAGCAACAACCAAGGAAGCCUCUAACAUCUAUAACAGGGUUCAAUCGAUGCUUAUGGCCACCUAAUUCCACUUUCCUGACUAUGUCUAAUGCUACUCUUGAUGAGCAAGGGUUAUUUCCACAACUAAGGACAAAGGAGCAGCAGUGGCCAAGGGCUGAUACCAAUGAACCGCAGGGUUCAUUUACAAGGCUAGCUACAAGCCCACUAGAGAGCAAUAUGUGGCAUGAAAGCUUGGGAAUGGGCAUCAAAGGGUCGAAGGAAGGUUUUACGGAGAAUAUGCAGGAGUUACAGCCAUGCAGAAAGUCAAGGCGUAUGGUAGAUGGACCAUACCAUAACGAGCGGAAUAAUCGCAUGGUAGUAGCUCAUGUUCGUAGGCUGAUUCAGGAGGCGGUAGAGGAUGGUGUCGGAGAGCUUGAUCUAAGCAAUCUUGAGCUUACAGAUUUACCUUCCGAGAUUCGUGAUCUCAAUUUCGCUAUCGUAUACAAUGAACGUGGGUCGUUUUCGCUUUCCACAAAUCGUCUGAAGCUCUUCUUGAGCUCGAAUCUAUUUACGACUAUACCAAUGGAUGUAUUUGCGCUCCACAAUCUGUCUGUGUUAUCCAUAAGAAAUAACAGUAUUGAAUCUAUUCCUCCAGAAAUUGGAUUGCUUCAUAAUUUGGUAGAGCUAUCAAUCGGCGGCAAUCUCUUAAAAAAAAUUCCCUCCCAAAUUGCCCUGUUGCCAAAGCUACUCAUCCUUACAGUCCACCCCAAUCCUUUCUUAAUUCCUCCAGCGCCCAAGACAGACAACAAUCACACAGAUACUUCACAAUUUCAUGAUAAUCAAGUGAAUUUGGCUGCUCUGAGGCCUCCACAUCAGAUGCUUUUAGCUGAGCGAUGGAUACCGACAUCACCAUUAGGAUCACCAACAAUGGAUCAAUCAGGGGAUAUUAACAUGUUGCCUAUGAUGCCAGAACAGCUGACCCUCACGCCCAAUUCCCUAUCACCUGUGAUCACAGAUUCGGAAAUGGAGGGGACGCUCGCAACUACUGAAGUUUCGAUACAAGGCACAGGCUCGGCAUCGAUGGUAACAUCAGAAACUAGACUUAACGGCGAACGAUUAGAUGACUCUACUGCCUCAAGAGGAAUCAAGCAGCUCCCUCCGCACAUAGUCACUCGUUCGCGCUUCCCAACCUUGCUCACGUUGGCAGGAAAUGCACUGUUGGAUUAUCUUGACUCACAUGAUUCAAGGGAUAUUGCUUCAAGGAACGAGAAUACCGUGGAUAGGCCACGAAAGGACAGCAAAAUGUCAUUGGAUGAGGAUGAGCAAGAUAGGAAAUGCAAUGUUCCAGACGAAGAGCUGUCGAAAUUAAAUAGAGCAGGGUCAGAACCCUCUUAUGGAGAGAAGAAAAGAUAUGUCGUUAAGGAUGAAGUCAUCAAAUCAUACCUGACGCUCUAUCUCUUUGAGCACUUCAAGCGAGCACGGAGUAAUAACCGGUGCGCGGGGUGUCAAAGAAAGUUCUGGAAACCUUGCAGGAUCAUGGUUGUUUGGCAAGAGCUUCUGGGGCAGACCCAGGUUCCAAUAGAGUGGAAAGGAUGCGGUAUCGGAAGAUGUCUCGGCGUACCGAUGAGUGUAUGGACGAUUAUUGGUCAGACUCGUCCUUCAACAGAAGUAGAAGCAGCAGUAGUAACAGAACCUCCCCCACCCACGUAAGGCGUGG
Molecule: messenger RNA, 2499 nt
Organism: Lobosporangium transversale
Lineage: Eukaryota; Fungi; Mortierellomycota; Mortierellomycetes; Mortierellales; Mortierellaceae
Exons: 4
Coding region: 285-2492 (735 amino acids)
Molecular function (GO): protein binding
Source: RefSeq, a predicted model, not a curated record